Tupaia belangeri chinensis (Chinese tree shrew) is the source of this 1311-nucleotide messenger RNA. RefSeq names its product olfactory receptor 10R2. The record is from RefSeq and is a predicted model, not a curated record. The transcript has 4 exons. Bases 1 to 1311 code for a protein of 436 amino acids. Gene Ontology annotation, biological process: G protein-coupled receptor signaling pathway. Gene Ontology annotation, cellular component: membrane. NCBI's taxonomy places the organism in Eukaryota, Metazoa, Chordata, Mammalia, Scandentia, Tupaiidae. Gene Ontology annotation, molecular function: olfactory receptor activity; G protein-coupled receptor activity.
AUGAAGAAAACUAGGCAAAAGAUGAAUUUGAAAGGGGAAAAGAAAAAGCCAAGAGAACAGAAAUACAGAACCAAAGACAAUAGGAGAUCAUAUACAUUUAGAAGUUCCAAGAUUUGUAGUCAGCAAGAUGGAGAGCCAGGAGAGCUAAUGGGAUAUUUACAGUCUGAUUCUGAAGGCCUUAGUACUAAGGAUUUCAAAAAGAGUUAUUCAGCACCAGGGCUGGAAAGUUGUUUGGUAUCCUGUGGAGAAGUGUUUGUUAAGAAGAUGCACAGUGUAGACCAGAUGUCCAAGAAACCAGAAAUUCAUCUUGUGAGAAGAGGUUGUUGUGAACAUUUGAAAAUUGCUGUUAAUCUCUGGGACCAAGACAACCAAGCUAAUCUCUCCUCUGUCACAGAGUUCCUCCUGCUGGGAUUCUCCAGCUUUGGAGAAAACCAGCUCAUCCUCUUUGCUGUUUUUCUGUGCCUAUAUCUGAUUAUCCUGUGUGGAAACAUCACCAUUGUCACUGUCAUCCGCCUGGAUCGCAGCCUUCACAUACCUAUGUACUUCUUCCUAGGGAUCCUCUCCAUCUCUGAGACCUGCUACACAUUUGUCAUCCUACCCAAAAUGCUCAUCAACCUGUUGUCUCUUCUCAGAACAAUCUCGUUUGUUAACUGUGCCAUUCAGAUGUUCUUCUUUCUCAGUUUUGCUGUCACUAAUUGCAUGCUCCUGGGAGUGAUGGGCUACGAUCGCUAUGUGGCCAUUUGCCACCCACUUCGUUACCCCCUCCUUAUGAGCUGGCAGGUAUGUGGACAGCUGGUGGCAACUUGUGCUGGAAUUGGUCUUCUGUUUUCACUAAUAGGUUCCCUUUUAGUCUUCAAACUCCCUUUCUGUGGCCCAAACAAAAUCAACCACUACUUCUGUGACAUUUCACCAGUUAUCCGCCUUGCCUGUACUGAUAACUAUAUCAAUGAGCUAGUUAUCUUCGUUGGCGGAGUUCUAACACUUAUGGUCCCUCUGACAUUCAUUUGCAUCUCCUAUGGCUUCAUUGUUCGCACCAUCUUGAAGAUCCCAUCAGCUGAAGGCAAGCGAAAAGCCUUCUCCACCUGUGCUUCCCAUCUCACCGUGGUCAUUGUACACUAUGGCUGUGCUUCCUUUGUCUACCUGAGGCCUUCAGCCAAGUACGCAUCCAGCAAAGAUCGGCUAGUGACUGUGACCUACACAGUUGUGACUCCAUUGUUGAACCCCAUGGUGUACAGCCUGAGGAACAAAGAUGUUCAGGUGGCCAUUCGGAAAGUGCUUGGCCGAGGAGGAUUUUAUCCUAAAGCUCUAUAA